Molecule: messenger RNA, 1456 nt
Organism: Schistocerca gregaria
Lineage: Eukaryota; Metazoa; Arthropoda; Insecta; Orthoptera; Acrididae
Exons: 4
Coding region: 1-1020 (339 amino acids)
Molecular function (GO): protein binding; peptidyl-prolyl cis-trans isomerase activity
Source: RefSeq, a predicted model, not a curated record
AUGCGCCCAUCUCUAGGCGAACGCUCAAUUUCUCAUGUACUAGAUCACUUUUUUGAGAGUGUAAAAAACCCUUGUUUCGAACCUCAUCCAAUCAAGGGAAUUUGGACGAGGCGCCUUCAUCCUCUCGUUCUCGACAGUGAUUCACUUACUCCAGAAAGACAUAGUUUGACACCUGGAUCAACCAUUGAAGUUAAAUCGCGGUGCUAUCUGAUCGAAGAAGAUACCAACUCGUUUAAGCUGAAAAAAAUAGAAGAUUGGAUAGACAAACCUGGAGAUUCGGUGAGCCAAAAACAGUAUUCAGUUCGGCUGGGCGACGGGAAGGUCAUUCGAGCGUGGAAUUUAGCAUUGUGUCCAUUCACGCCAAGUGAAUGUUCCGAUCUUGAGUUAAAUCAUACCCGCCCCUAUCCUGGAUUUUGCGUCGGAGAUCGAUUUGAAUUAGUUACAACAGCUGUUCACGCCUAUGGAAAAAAAGGGAGUCCACCUCUUAUUCCGAAUGAUGCAUCACUGUUUUUCGAGAUUGAGAUUUUAUCACAAAAAGCCGUGGAAACGGUGAUGGACUGUAUCAAAAUCGCGCUAUCAGAAAAAGACAAGGGAAAUUUAAAUUUCAAAAACGGUAGUCUCAAAGAGGCUGAAUUACAUUACAAGUGCGCCCUUGAGAAGCUUAAUUUUGUCUUUGCAACCUCAGAAUCACAAAAAGAUAUGAUUUCUAGCAUUAAGUUGACAUGCCAUAACAAUCGCGCAGCCUGCCAACUGCAACUCAAAAAUUUCACCGAAGCUAAACAAAGCUGUGACAAAGUCCUAUAUUUAGAUCCAUCGAAUGUCAAAGCCUUUUACAGGAGAGCUCGAGCUCACUGCGAAAAACACGACUUUGAGAGAGCAAAAAGAGACAUCAUACGGGCAAUUAAAAUAAAGCCAGCUGAUCUAACACUGAGAAACGAACUAGAGAAAAUUAAGCAGUUAGAGGCAGCAGACAAUGAGAAAUUAAAAUUGACCUACUCUAACCCAAAAAUAUUGUCUUAGUAAUGAUAAUUCCGUAUAUCUCUGAUAUUCGAGGGUAUGGAUUGAGAAAAAUGGCUAUUGUCUAUCUCCUUGCCCCUCCUUUUCACGUGAAGCACUCAAGACGACUCGAAGCAAACAUACACAGAGACUUCAUCAUUCUACGAUAAGACUCUUUUGACAUAUAACGUAAAGUUAACAUCGGUUGCCUAAUGUCAAGUCUACGAAUUUGGAAUUUUCUAUUAUUCUAAUUUCGACUCUCUUUUUUCAAACCACUACACACCUAAAACCUAAACCUAGGGAUGACUUAAUCCCACGAUAUCCCUCCCCCUCAAACUCCCUGUUCUGAAAAACAUAAAUCGAAGCUGUACUGAACACUGAAGCAAAAAAUAUACAUAGAAUCAUCCGAAUAUAAAUGCCAAUGUAUGAAAAAUAAAUAGGAAAACCAGAUGAUGACACG